Trichogramma pretiosum is the source of this 3159-nucleotide messenger RNA. RefSeq lists its product as uncharacterized. The transcript has 2 exons. The record is from RefSeq and is a predicted model, not a curated record. Bases 108 to 3008 code for a protein of 966 amino acids. NCBI's taxonomy places the organism in Eukaryota, Metazoa, Arthropoda, Insecta, Hymenoptera, Trichogrammatidae.
GAAAGGGAAACAAUAAUAUAAUUUCAAACCAAAAACGUUUCAAUUCAAAGAAGAUCUAGUCAGUCGACCGCUUACGUCGCCAUUGGCAGUACGCAUAAACAAAGACAAUGUCGCGCGAGGCGAAAUUCAUUCUGGCAUUGCUCGUGGUGGCGAGCCUCAACGCCUCGACGGUGACGUCCAUCCUGUUCUUCGGCUCGCAAUCCUACCAGAACGCGAGUUACGUGGAGGUCAAUUGCGAUCACGGCCCGCAAGACGUGGAGAACCGCACUCUUUGCAGAGUGGGCGGCGUCCUCGACACGAUCUACACCGCGCGGGAGUGCAGCUUUUUACUGGACACGGGGCCCCGUGGCCUCACAUCCGACUCCUUGCAGGUGGUGCGCUACGGCGACUACAAGGUCAUCCUGAGCUGGCGGGUGCUGGGCAUGGACGCCAAGACCAACUGGCGACUCCACAUCGUGGACAUGAAGAAAUGCGACCGGCACAAACCCACGGAGAUCGGCCGGAGUCCAGUCGAGAUGGUUGGAUGGACUGAUCCAUCCGAUAUCCAGCCUCUGAGAUUCAUCGUGAACAAGGAAAGCUUUGUCGUCAUGAUCUUCAGCGAGACGCCGUAUAGUGUGUGCUGGAUGCCAGACUCGAACUUCAACGUGCCGAGGUGCGCUAUGGAAUUCUUCGGCGUAGGCGACGCCUCCACCCCGCCCCACGUUUGGUUCCGCCAGACCAACCGGGACGACGACGUAAUACUGGAGCCGUUGGACGAAACCUCGGAAUAUGGCUAUCUGUGGAUCGAAGCCGCUGUCUUACCACAGACCAUAUUGGUUCACGUGUGGGUCAUCAUUGGGGACAACACCUUUCGCCGGCUUGCGACUUAUCAGCUCAAUCCGACGACGAGCCCAUACGACCACAUAGCCUACUCGACGGCCAACGGCUACAUCGGCGUCUGCGUCGGGAACCUGCAGGGACAGCAGUAUCAGAUGAUUUGCAGCCAGUUCGAUUACCAUGGCAGACAGAUCUUCAAAAAAGUUCAGAGGACAGAGCAAAGGAACCAAUACUCCUUGGUCAAUCUAGCCGGUGGCGGCAUGCUGCUGCUCGGUCACAGCUGCCGCGACCCGGACAACUCGUGCGAACUCGUGGAUUCGAUCACGAUCUCGAUCACAAAAAUCGGGAUCAAGUGUGGAUUCCUCACGUCUCAUUACAGAAAGAACGAGCUGUACCCGUGCGACAGGAAGCUUUAUCGGGCCGAGGCGCGGCUCUUCCAGCGCGCGAACGGUCGCAACUGCUACACCCACGUCUGCAUCGGCUACCCGAAGGAUGUGCUCGCGCACACGCCCCUGAUCUACACGGACUGCCUACCCGCUUCGGAAGCUGAGGCGAAUGCCUUACACCGCCACGACCGCUACUACUACGAAGAAGACGACGACGACGACGACUACGUCAAAAAUAAGGACUGCUUGCGCACCGAAGACGGGACGAUCUAUAGAUGCGACUACGAGUACGCGGUCCAGCGUAAGGGCGCGGUGUACUUCGACCAGCGCUCCUACCACAACCAGACCUGGACGACCGUCUUCUGCGCCGACAGGAUCCACCGCGACGACGGCCAGACGCUGUGCGAGGUGAGCCGCUGGCGCGGCGACCGACCGGGUCGCCUCGAGCGCACCUGCGAGGUCUGGCUGUACAGGAAGGAUCUCGAGCCCGACACAAUCGGAAUGCUGCCGCUGACCGAGGACAAGGUCGUACUGUGGUGGCUGGAGCGCCAUCACGGCUGCGCCUGGCAGCUGAGAGUCGUGCACUUCGAGGACUGCUCCGUGUACCCCACCGACUGGUCCGGCGACGACUCGUACUGCGUGCCCGUCAAGGUAGUCGCGCACGGCAACGACAGCUUCGCCGCGGUGGUGACGAGCGCGCGACGCGGCCCGUGCGCCAUCCAGUGGGACAGGAGAAAGAACGUGCCCAGGUGCUGGAUGCUCUUCGACGACGAGGCACGCGUCCGCCACAGACCCGGGGUCUGGUUCUACCAAACCGAACGGGACGACGACAUGAUACUGGAGCCGUUGUCAAAGGAGAAUCCGGACGGUGCGGGACACCUGCUCAUCGAGACCUCCAAACGAAUGAGCACCGGUAACUCGAUUCGGGUAAUCGUUCGUGCCUCCAUCGUCCAACGGAGCGGCGAACUGCUCGAGCUCGGCAGCUACGAGCUUUGGGACGCCCAUUGGAAACAACCGCACGACGGCAUAGCCUACUCGACGGCCAACGGCUGGAUCGGUAUCUGCGUCAGGAACGACACCAAGAACAUCGUUUGCGAACAGUUCUAUCGUGACGGCACGCAGACGCUGGCCAAGAGGUCGGUGCAGCGAGCCGAGGGCUUCGCCAUCAUGAAUUUGCCCAUGCCCGGCUCCAUGCUGAUGCUUCAUUUCGUUUCGUACAUGGACUGGUGGUCGGUCUUCAUCGCCUCGAGGAUCGACCACGACGUAGAUAGCGUGCUCGGGACGCCGUUGAUGAAUUCGACGUUGCAAUGCGACAGGCGAUUCAAUCGGGCCACGGGCCAGUUCUUCGUGCACGAGGCCACGGGCGAGCACUGCUACGCGCAAUUCUGCUACAGGGACUCGAAGAAGAACAAGACCGAGGGCAACUACAGGCCCGAGGUGGUCACGAUGUGCUUGCCCGACGCAUGGCUCGAAGACAACGCCAUUGGUUCUAUCGACCUCGGACAUUGGUCCUACGAUGUACUAUUUUACGGUGGUUACGUUGUUGCAUUACUUUUAGUAAUAUUGUUCUUUGUAUAUUUCUUUUCAAAACGUUGCCGGACACGUGCUACUAACGAAACCGUUGAUACUGAGUUGCAAGUGAUAUGGUCCUCCAGAAAUUCCGAUGAAGACGAUAAUUCAAACGAUUAUCAAGACAAUAAUGUAGACGAUAAUGAAGAGAAUAAUGAAGAGAAUAAUGAAGAGAAUAAUGAAAAGAAUAACGAAGAGAAUAAAGAAGAGAAUAAUGAAGAAAAUAAUGAAGUAUAGCUAACGACCAUUUGAAUUAUUGUAUGUACGCUGUUUACAUAACUUCAAUGGAAAUAAAUAAAUAAUAGCUUUACGUUGAUGAACGUAUAGCUGUAACGAAUUAUAAAGCAAAUCUGUCAAUAAACUAGAAAUCAAAAAUGUUCGAAAAUUA